UUGAAAUGUCAAAUAGAAAGAUCGUGCAUUGGAUUCCCGAAAAUUUGCAUUUUGUUCACUAUUUCUGAAAUAAUUUCAUUUUUUUGCGUGAAUAUGUAAUCAAUACCUAUAUUGUUUUAUACUUACCCGUUUGAGUGACGUGUUUAAGUGUUUUUAUUUACGAAUAUAAGGAGCGGACUUUUUGCCGCUCGUCAUUAUUGAAAAUGGCAAAAUCACAAAUAAACACAAAAUCAAAGAACUAUUUGAAGGAUAGAGACGUUUUUCUAAAGGAAUUAAAGCAAUUUAAUGAGAGUAAAAACAUACCCAUCAGACCGCCAGUGGUAAAUGGUAUUGAAAUUGAUCUCUACCAUUUUUACACUUUGGUCCAGCAGCGAGGUGGUAUAUGGAAGGUGAACCUAAAUGACACUUGGGAGACAUUUUUAAAACCACUGAAACUUCCGCAUCCUUGCAUCAAUGGUUCUACGUUAUUGAGAAGGAUAUAUACAACCUAUUUGGAGAAAUAUGAACGUGCGAAAGGGCCGCCAGGCAGAGAUGACGACAAUGACCUCGACGAGGACCCGAGGCGCGGGCGUGGCGGUGGAAUGCCCAGAAUUACCUUUGGUGGUGGUACAUAUAUUUCAGCAUCAGGCGAAGCGCUACGUUCGGGUAAUCGUGCAGCAGCGCCAUACGAAAGAUUGGCUCUUUCACUGCUCUCUCCGAUGCCCAACGAACAAGACUUUGCGGUUAAUGUGUGUACAGUGCUCGCUGCUGACGAUUCCAACAGGCUGCCUCUUGGCACCACACCGCAUAUAUUGGACUUUUUGCUAGCUCAUGCUGGUGUUUAUAAUCACUCAAGUCUACGUGACACGAUAGGCCGUUCUUACGCCGAAGCUCGCGGUUGCUUCCCCGAUGAGUUCUGGCAGAAGCGUGCAGGAGGAGGUGGUGCUAGGGAACUGGCAGACGAGACCAAAUUCAUGCAGCCAGGAGUGGAGCAGCCCGACUUGGUGGUACAGGCGCUUGCUGCUCAGCACUCGUUGGCCGACUGUCUCGCAGGAAAUGAUGACGAUGAUCGGUCACUUAGUGAUAAACUUGUUGAAGAGGAGGUGUUAGAAGAUUGGGUGACGGAACCAUCUGAGGAAAACCAGCUGUUUGCUCCAGAAUUUCCCGGUGGAGCCUCGUGCGUGUUCACUCAGAGGGUCAUACAGAUCGCGUCUAUAGUCAGGUCACUCUCCUUCCACGAGGAGAAUGUGCAGUAUCUUGCCAAGAACACGACACUUAUUAGGUUUUUGCUCCUCUGUGCAAAUUGUUGGGUUGGCUCACUACGGCAGUCUGGAUUGGAUACACUUGGGAAUGUAGCUGCAGAGCUUAUUAUAAAGGAGCCGGCGACGUGCCUGAUCUCGCGGCACGUGCUGUCGACGGUGCAGGCGGCGCUGGUGUGCGCGGACCGCGCGCGCGUGCUGGCGGCGCUGGAGCUGCUCAACAAGCUCGCGCAGAACGAGGCCAACGAGGACGCGCUGCUCAAGGCGCUGGAGGCCAAGGUGUACGCGGACGUGUGCGCGCUGCUGACAAUGCGCGACAUCAUGGUGGUGGUGUGCACGCUGGAGUGCGUGUACGCGCUGACGUCGCUGGGCGACCGCGCGAGCGAGGCGGUGGCGCGCGUGCCCGGCCUCGUCAACACGCUCGUCGCGCUCGUCACCGUCGAGGCUCAGAGCUACGGGCCCCGCGCGUGCAUACUGAUGCGUGUAGUGGAGACGGUCAGCGGGCCGCAGCCCGAGCGAGAGCAGGAGCAGAAACCGACGCACCCUCAUCUACAGAGCCAGACGCCAGUGAAGCAGCCGCCGGAGCAGGUGCAGACGAUGACGUCGGUGCCGCCCGUCACCACCACCAGCGCCACCGUCACCACGCCCGCGCCCGUCACCACGCUGCAACAGUCGCACAUGCAACAGAGGACUGUGCAGGAGAACGAGCACUUUGCGCAAGCGUGGCUGCGGUCGAGCUACGAGCCGCUGCCGCCGGCCGACAACAGCGCGUGCGACGCCGCCGAGCUGUACCGCCAGUACCUCGCCUGCUGCUCCAAGCUGCAGAGGAAGGGCGUCAUUGCGCCCGCGCACUUCCCGAGACUCGUCAGGACGGUAUUUGGCGGUACAGUCGGCCCGAAUACAAUCACUACGCCGGCGGGAGAGAGUCAACAGGUGUAUAUCGGGAUCAGAUCGAGAAAUAUACAGAAUAGAACGCCGCCGCCUGCGGGACCGUCAUCCCCGAUACUGAAAGCUCAGUUGACGAACAAACCAUCUGUAGAAGUGAAACCGCCAGUCUCGCAAGCGCAGUCGGUGCAUCAGGCGUCGUCUGCGCCUGCGCAUCCGCAGUUGUCGCAGGCUCUGGAGGCGGGUAGUGGGGGUGGCGCGGGGGUGGGGGGUGUCCCGGGGGUGUCGGGGGCGGCGGGGGGCAACAACACGUCCCUCAUCAAGCACCUACUGGCGCACAAAGUAAGCCCCGCCCCGCACGCGCAAGUCGCUCAACGACAGCAAAAUCAACACAGAGGCCCGGCGCCACCCAGCACGGUCGUGGUACCGUCAAAUCAGCAGCAGGCUAUGGACGUGGAUCCGGAAACUCUGAUCAAAUGCACGACGAUCACGCCCGGCGGUGUAGCGAGUAGCACGCCCGCUGUCCCAGAGAAGGCUACAAAUCCCACCGAAGAGGUGAUAGUCCCGAAAGAAGAUCCGGUACAGAUACAAAUGGACGAACAGGCUCAGUUGACAAUAAAAACAGCGCAAAAUAAAAUGCUCGCUGAUCUACUGGAGAAAAAAUCAAACCCACCAGUGCAAGUGGUACAGAUGGCCCAGCAAAUCAACGCGCCCACGAUACAAAUAACUGAGACGGGUCAAAUAGUUCAAGUCAAAACAGACGCGACACCGAUCAUACAGAUAUCAGACUCCGGUCUAGUGACGCAAGGCAACCAGUAUUUUCAAAUAAAGAACGAGCAGGGACAACUCAUUCAGAUAAAGAACGAACAAGGUCAAAUCAUUCAGUUGAAGAGUGACCAACUGCCGCCACAGUUGAUACAGUUCAAGAACGAACAGGGUCAGUUGGUUCAGAUGAAGAACGAAGGGCCGUUGUUGCCGGCGUUGGUUCCGACGAAGAAUGAGAAGGAUCAGAUGGUCGAUACGGUUGUGACGGACCAUUCGUAUACAGAACCGCCUGCUAAGAAAGUGAAAGUGGAGGAUAAGAGAGAGCUGUUUCAGUGCCUGUCGCCGCAAGAGGCCGUGUCCAAGACCGCUGCCAAUCUGUACGCGGCGCUAGCGGCCUCCGCGGUACAAGACGAAGAGGAUUUGAUGCCACCGAAGCAAGAUUCGGUGGAAGCAAUACAGCCUUCAGUUUUAAUGGCAGGUCCUGGCGACAACGCGUCUGUUAUUUUACCAGAAUCGAUUUUGCAGGUACAACAAGCGGGAAUACAAGUACAGCAACCAACGUUACAAGUACAACAGCCAACGUUACAAGUCCAACAACCUACUUUACAAGUCCAAGCCUCUGCAAUCCAGGUACAACAACCAUUGCAAGUCCAACAGCCAAUGUUACAAGUACAGCCCAUGGAUGUACAAAACAUUAUCGCUUCACAAUCGGGACAGCUUAUAUUGCAAGAGAAGACAAUAGCUACCCAGCCGACGCAGUAUGUACAACAACCGAUGCAGAUUAUUGCAACGCCGAGCACCUCUCAAGGUUUGAGCUACAUAGCGCAGAAUUUGCCUGGUAAUAUGAUGCAGAAAACUAUAAUAAUAGUUCAAGGACCAACUGGCGGUGGACCCUUAACACUGACGGUGAACAACCCAGGCGGGCUGGAUGAGGCGACGUUAAACAGUCUUAUUGCUCAGGCAACAGAGGCGAUAACGCAACAGCAAAUUAUACAGAACACCGGCGUGAUACAAUCGGCACAGAGGGUGAUUGUAAGUCAGCCCGCGCUAGUGAGCACGUCGCAACCGAUCGCUGUGGUCAAAACGGCCAUUGCUCAGAAUACGCCGCAGAUAACGCCAAGUCAGCAACCAAUAAUAACAACGCAACCGCAGCCGCACAAAGCGCAACUUGUCAACCAACCGCAAGCCCAACAAAUUGUCGUCCAAAAACAACCGCCAACACUCAUUAGUACGUCGUCUAGCAACCAACUGAUGCAGAGCACCCCGCAGUUAAUACAAAGCACACCGCAACUAAUACAAGGAAAUCAACAAAUAUUGCAGUCAAAUCAACAAUUGUUACAGACGACUCCGCCCUUGUUACAGUCAAAUCAGCCACUAUUACAGGGUAAUCAACAGCUGUUACAGGCUAAUCAACAGUUGAUACAGGGUAGCCAGCAACUGAUACAAGGUAGCCAGCAAAUUAUCGCCGUGUCGAACAACCAGCAGAUAAUAAUGAAUGCGCCGUUGAAGCAGAACGUUCAUAGAGUUGUGCAGCCGCCGAGGAGUCAGACCCCUGUUGCUGCAAGUACGGUCAGCCAAGCGUCGGUGGCUCAGAGUGAACCCAAAAACACUGUCAUACAGAGUAUAGCGAAAACUCAACCGGUGUUGCGUCAAGUGAUCACACGCCAGCCGGUGAUGGUUGGCAACACAAAGAUCGGUGAUAAGGAACUGGUCGUCACUCAGCCGACCGCUGGACCAGAGAAGCCACCGACGCCAAAGCCUCCAAAGCCGACGGUGACGCCGCCGCCGCAGAUGUCACAAACUCCUACGCCGACGCCUGCGCAAGCGCCGGCGCACGAUGACACUCCCUGGAUAUGUCACUGGAGGGGAUGCGGCAAGUCGUUCAACAACGCGAGUGAGGUGUGGUCCCACUGCGCGCGGCGGCACGCGCCGGGCGGCGCGGGCGGCGAGGCGCCGUGCCUGUGGCUCGACUGCGACCGCGUGCCCAGGCGCACCUUCGCGCUGCUCAACCACCUCUCCGACAAGCACUGCACGCCGCAGGCGCUAAAAGCGAUCCACAACUCGCGGCGUCGCGCGGCGCCGGACACGGAGGGCAACAAGCCCGUGUCGCUGGGGUACCCGCCCAACGCGGCGCUGGCGGCGCUCAACAAACACGCCGCCGACAUGUUCAACCCGCGGGAGCUCAUGCACAGGGCAGAAAAGAGUCGCACGCCGGAACAAUUGGAUGAAAACGAAGGCCCUGUAACGAAAAGUAUAAGAUUGACGGCAGCGCUGAUCCUUAGGAAUAUGGUCAUAUACUCUAAUACUGGGCGAAGACAACUACGCUCUCACGAAGCGCACCUGUCGACGAUAGCGUUAAGCAGCGUAGAAGCGUCUCGAACGAUUGCGCAAGUGUUGUACGACAUGGACCACAUAUGAGAUUCGAACCCCGGGCAUCGGCCCGACCAUGGUUGACGACCACCAGCCCGGGAGGGGCAGCCCUCCUCCCAUUAAAUAUAUUUAUAGUUGAAAUGCCGCUCGAGCCAAGUGCCUCCUUCGAAUGUGAAUCAAUCUUCGAGAAUAACCCUUUUCCUGGGAGGAAAGUGAAUGAAUUACACCAACCUCUUCCCCUCUCCUCUUCAUCCUAAAUAAUUUCUACAACACAAGAAAAUUCUUUAGGGAAUGUACUUAUAUCUUGACUAUUAUUUUAUUAAUUUUUUUGACUAUACCUAUCUGUUUUCGAGUAUCUAAAUGGUAAUUUUGACAUUGCGUUAAUUAAUUAAACCAUAUAUGUAACUUUUCUUGAAAAUACCAUAAGUUAUUCUAUCAAAGGAUGUAAAAUACAAAAGUGUAAGUUUCGAACAAAUAAAUAUUAAAUAUAAAAUACGUGUCCUAAGGCCAUUGGUAAUGGCUAAACGAAUACAAAUCUGGCAACAUCAUAUUUUCAGAUAGAAACACUUACACACUCACCAUAUUGGCACUGAAUUACUAAAUGAUCAAAAAAUCAGAAAAGUAAGACCGGAUUUUUUGGCGAAAAUAUAUGUUAUUUAUGGAUGGAUUAUUUUUGGCACAAUGUUAGCCGAAGCAGAUAAUAUGUGGUUUCAUUUAGUAACGUAAUGUAUAAAUGACCCUGUACAGAGGUAUUUAUAGGUUUUUCGGAAAACUUAAGUUUCUUAAAAGCUUUGAUCUUGUCAAUAUCUAUAAUAUAUAGUUCUACCAAUAUAUAGUUUAAAUCCUAUCUCGAUGUUAUAUUUGAUAGUAAUUAGUGCAUUUUGUUGAAUGAUUUCAUAAAUUUCGUUCUAAUUUUGAUAUUGCCUCGUAACUCGAGUGUAAAAAAUCUUUGUAAAAUAAAUUAAGCCAUGUAUUUGAUAGGCAAGGAAUGACUGAAUGAUGCGCAACAUGUGACAAACUGUGUAAGACAACGUUGCACAACAUGAAUGUUAUCAUUAAUGUUAUAGAUACAUCAAUUAGGCAUAAUUUUCACAUUAAUUCAUAACGUGUUCCUGCAACGUUGCUCAACAUGUUGCGCGUCAUGUGUCGCGCCGUUUUGUUGUCAAUGACACGAGGCAUACACUUACUAACGAUAUAAUAAUAAGUGAAGGAGAUAUGCGAAUCUAUUUUGUUAUAAGUGUAAUUGUAAUCGUCGGUACGUUCCUACUGACCUAAGGCUUAGCUAUAUUUAAAUGCCUGUUUUAACUGCCUCCUAAAUUUAAGGGACGCCCAAUGUGAAGAUGGUGCAACGUCGGAAUAUUUUCGACGUGUAUCCGGUGUUAUGGGUCACCAAAAACAAGGGAAGAUAGAAAAUUAGUUUAAUAGGAUAAAUAAUUUUUCAAAUGAACUUUUAUGACAAUGAAACAUAUUUUUUUUAUGCUGACGACAUAUUUAAAUAGGGGUUUUGUUUGAAUUUUCUGCCCGUGAUGUAAUUAAGAACUGAAUAGGGCUUCGCGACACUAAGAUUAGACAGACGUCAAUUUAUGAUCUAGUAAUGUUAUUUAUUUAAAUUAAAUGUACUUUAAAACCGCACUUUAUUCGCUAUAGCAUAGAAUAUGUAAUACAAUACAAAAGUUGCACUGAUUUUGAGGAAUGCUGUCGUUUUCUUUGUUUUAGUUUGGUGAGGCCCUUAUUAUUGAAUGAAAAUUGUUUAUUAGAUAAAUUUUCUUCAUUUACCUGUAGAAUACGAUCUACUGCAACAUAAAUGAAAUAUUUCGAUAAAAUGAAUAUGACUACACUUUCAAGUGAAAGGGAAAAUAUUUUUAUUAUAUAGAUGUGUAAAAAACGUUUUUUUGCAUUGAAAUUCUCACUAACAAGGUGAUAUUACGUGCAGUGGCAUAAUGCCGUAAAAUUAUAGCGAUUACAAAAUUAUGUCGUCUGGUUAAUAUUGUUAUUCGAUUGUUUCGAUUUAAAAUCAUUGUAUUAUAAGUCUGAAUCGAUUUUUGAUUUGUUUACCGCCGUUUUUAUUAUCGAUCCAGUAAAGUUUCAAUCCAUUGUGAAAAUCGACCAAUCAGAAGUCUGUUUGACAUUUAUAUGAUAUUGUUUACGUAAUGAUUUCUUAUGUUUACGCGAAUGUUGGACAUCGAAAUAAUACUAGUUUCCGGAUUUUUCGAGGUUUUUUUUUCCGGACGUUUCGAAGACGUUGCAGCCUUCAUGCAAAAUAAAACUAGUUUUUGGAUUUUAUCAGAGAUUUUUAUAUUUUUUUCUGGACGUUUCGAAGACUGCAAUCUUCAUGGUCAUGGUGUGAGGUGGAAAUCGUCAGAAAAGUCAACGUUACAAUAUCCCAUACAUUUUAUAAUUAUAAAAAAACCGCGAUUAAAUCCAAAAAAAUGUUUUAUGGCAAUACUUACAAACGAUUUAUUGUAAUUGGUUUAUUUUUGGGAUAGGAUCGAAUUAGAUACGGAUCUUUAAUGAAAAUGGCGGUUAGAGCUAAGUGUAAGUUAGAUUUAUUAAUACUGAAUGUAUACAUAAGUAUUAUUUUUUGUAAUGUGAUGCAUACGGGAUGUGUAUAGAGUAGUUUCGGCGCGCAAGUCUGUAAACAAAUUAGAUGUAAGAUGACUGGAAUAAAUGACUUGACAUUUU
Messenger RNA from Manduca sexta (tobacco hornworm), 7940 nucleotides. It is a transcript of the gene Bap170, whose product is annotated as AT-rich interactive domain-containing protein 2. Gene Ontology annotation, molecular function: DNA binding. The transcript is spliced from 37 exons. Gene Ontology annotation, biological process: regulation of DNA-templated transcription. Gene Ontology annotation, cellular component: SWI/SNF superfamily-type complex. Lineage: Eukaryota; Metazoa; Arthropoda; Insecta; Lepidoptera; Sphingidae. The record is from RefSeq and is a predicted model, not a curated record. Bases 204 to 5306 code for a protein of 1700 amino acids.